AUGCACCCGACUGCCCUGCAACGAAAGGACUCGCGGGUUGAUCUGCUCGAAAUGAAGACAUAUGCCGACAUUGACGUGGACGUGGACCCGAUCGUCGUUCUCGGCUGCGGACACUUUUUCACGGCGGAGACGUUGGACGGACUCGUGGGCAUGAGCACGGCAUAUGCGUCUGAUCGCGAAGGUCGUUUCACGGGCUUGGUUGAGCUUUCUGGCGAAUUUGCCAAGACACCGCGGUGUCCGGAUUGCAAGCGUCCGGUGAGGCAGUACGCGACACGACGCUACAAUCGAAUCGUCAACAGAGCAGUCGCGGACGAGUCAGCCAAAAGGUUUCUAGUCGCAGGCAAAGAGAAACUGAAAGUUAUCAACCUGAAGCUGGAAAAGCUGCAAGAGGAGCUCAUCGAAUCGCAUUCAGGAAUUAUGCGAAUCAUUACUCUGGCAGCAGGUCAGAGAGAGUCCCUAGACCAGCGCCUGCGGAUUCGUUAUGGGAAAAGCCUGAAGCUGCGUCGCGAGAUACAAGAUUUCUGCAAGGGAUCUUCGGAUAGAUAUCAGCCGUAUCAUAAGCUUUACGAAGCCACAAUUCACAAGCUGCGAAGAACUGAAUCAGAUACUUUACACGGCGGCUUCGCAGCUCUGUCCUUGCAGAGCCCACCUCAGCGCCGCGAGAGAGAUUGUCGUGUGGCCCUUGCCGGCGAGAUGGCAGAUGUCAAGCUGGGAUUCAUCAUAUUGGAAGACAUGUUCGACCUGUUGUCGGCAAUGAAAAAGGCAAACCUCUCGCAGGCACCGAAAUGGCCCGGUGGUUCUCCGCUACGAAGCGCCAAAUUGUUUCUGGAUUCUUGCGCAUCGCUGAUUACCCGCUGCCGUGCCGACGCGUUGCCCAAACUCGCCGUCGAGGCUAUGCUGUAUCAUGCCCGAAUGGCGCACAUGUAUCGGUUCAGCCCGCGUUUGGACGACGAAGGCAAGGCGAACGCGAGCGGUUUGCUGGGCGAAGCGAGGGAAAACCUCGAGACAGCAAGCCGCUUGUGCGAGCAGCCUUUCCAGGACGCCGAUACGUUGAAGGAAGCGGUUCGGAAAACCAGGCGGCUACUGGAGGCGGACCGGUAUGAGGCCGUCAGCCCGGAAGAGAUUGCAUCGAUCAAAAAGGCCAUGCUCAGCGGGCGCGGUGGAAUGGCGACGCACUCUGGUCACUGGUACAAUUGCGUCAAUGGACACCCGUUUGCGAUUGGCGAAUGUGGGAUGCCGAUGGAGCAGGCGCGCUGUCCCGAAUGUGGCGCGACCAUUGGCGGUCAGCAUCACCAGAGUGUUGCUGGUGUCUCACGCGCCGAGGCCAUGGAGAAUUAG
Cordyceps militaris CM01 is the source of this 1338-nucleotide messenger RNA. Its product is annotated as NFX1-type zinc finger-containing protein 1. The record is from RefSeq and is a predicted model, not a curated record. The transcript is spliced from 3 exons. Lineage: Eukaryota; Fungi; Ascomycota; Sordariomycetes; Hypocreales; Cordycipitaceae. The coding region runs from base 1 to 1338 and encodes 445 amino acids.